GCCCUCUACAGUAAAAUGGUCCUCAGAGGAAGAUGUCAUUUCCGGUGAAGCUGCGUGAUUAUUUCCGGUUUUAGAGCAACAUGGCAGCGCCCUUAGGUCUGCACCUGGAGUUCGGAGGAGGAGCUGAACUUCUCUUUGAUGGGGUCAAGAAUCAUCAUGUGACCCUCCCUGGCCAAUCAGAUCCCUCUCACAUCACUUACAUGAGCUCUUCUUUGCUUUAUUUUUUUUACACACACAGUAGACCUGGGAUUCUCGUAUUGAUCAACGACGCAGACUGGGAACUGAUGGGUGAACUGGAGUACCAGCUUCAGGACCAGGAUAAUGUUGUCUUUAUCUCCACCCUUCAUGGAGGCUAACGGACUCUAAAUCAGCACCACACACGUUACAGGAGCCCCUCCACCCUCCAAAAGUUCAAAAAUCAGAUGAUCCAUCAACAGCAGCAUCAGUGGCCGAUUUCAAUCCCAGCCGUGGGUUUCUCGGCCAAUCCCGUGAAAAGACUUAUUUUGGUCUCAAUUAUUUAAGUCUAAUAAAACGUAACGUUGUUGGGAAUCUGGCUGUGGAGGGGCGGUUCACUGUCCCCUACACCUUACAGGAGCGUGGCGGGGUAAGGAUGGGGAGCAAGGGCUCAUUAGGAAGGUCACUCUGUCUAGCCAGUGUCCAGAUGGAUUCUCCUGAGACGUGGUGGACCGAUUGCCCCAUGUCAAAUGGCUCAGUUAUAAUUUUCAUUGUUCAAUGCCUUUAGAGCUGUCAAUUGUAUGUUUUCUUUGUAACUCCUUUUUUUUUCUUUUUUUUUAUCUGAAUGCGUAAAUAUUGUCAAGAUAUUGUUUUAUUUGCGAUUGUAUGUGUACUGCAGAAAUGCAAAUCCAAAUUUUCUCUGUAAGCAUUUAAAUAAAUGUAUAUCUGCAAUACAA
This is a messenger RNA of Carassius carassius (crucian carp), 911 nucleotides long. RefSeq names its product ubiquitin-related modifier 1-like. Bases 81 to 356 code for a protein of 91 amino acids. The transcript is spliced from 4 exons. The record is from RefSeq and is a predicted model, not a curated record. Gene Ontology annotation, molecular function: protein tag activity. Gene Ontology annotation, cellular component: nucleus; cytoplasm. Gene Ontology annotation, biological process: protein urmylation; tRNA thio-modification. Lineage: Eukaryota; Metazoa; Chordata; Actinopteri; Cypriniformes; Cyprinidae.